AGUAUUUGAUUCUUUAACGUCAACGCAAUCUAAGAAGUUGAACAUGACUUGUUCUAUUCCAUGAUGUCUCAUACAAAAUCUAAAGCAUAACAUUUGUAUAAAAGGCUUGUAAAGAUCCAUUUUCCAUACAUACAAAAAAUCAUUUUCCAUUAUACAUACAAAAAUGGCAGAAUCUUCAUCAACCAAAAGCGGUCUUAGGUUAGCCGGGAAAGUAGCCAUCGUCACCGGAGGUGCCAGUGGUAUCGGCAAAGAGACGGCGCAUCUCUUUGCCAACCAAGGUGCACGUAUGGUGGUGAUUGCUGAUAUUCAAGACGAGUUGGGAAUUCAAGUGGCUGAAUCCAUUGGCACCAAUAAGUGCAUAUUUAUUCAUUGUGAUAUUAGAAUUGAAGAUGAUGUUAAAAAUCUCGUUCAAUUAACUGUUGAUUCUUAUGGACAAAUAGAUAUUAUACACUGCAAUGCUGGGAUUGCGAGUCCAAGUAAUCAAACCUUGUUGGAACUAGACAUUUGUCAAGCUUACGGUGUGUUUGCAACUAAUGCUAUAGGAACUGCAUUGUGUGUAAAAUAUGCUGCCCAAGCGAUGGUGGCGGGUAAGGUGAGAGGCAGCAUUGUCUGCACGGCUAGCAUAGCCGGUAGCUAUGGUGUUGCAACGGGGACUGAUUACUCGAUGUCAAAGCAUGCGGUAAUAGGGUUAAUGCGUUCAGCGAGUGUGCAACUUGCAAAAUAUGGUAUAAGAGUGAACUCUGUGUCACCAAAUGGAUUAGCAACACCUUUGACCGAGAAAUUGCUAAAUGCGGAUGCAAAGACGGUGGAAGAGAUUUUUUCAAAAUACUCCAUGUUGAAAGGAAUAGUUUUAAGGACUAAUAAUGUGGCAGAUGCUGUGUUGUUUUUGGCCUCUAAUGAUUCUGACUUUGUGACUGGUCUUGAUCUUCGUGUGGAUGGAAACUAUAUUACUAAUGCCGAUGUUAUUUGAAGGAUAAACCAUCACAAUUCUAGUUGCAGUAUUACAUGCAUAAUGCUGCACAUCAUCCCUAUUAUGAAAUAAAUGCAAUAAAAGAAAUAUAAUAAACGCAAAAAAGAGUGGUAUAAUUGUAAUAUUUUAAUAUCAUGUAUUAUGUAAUUUGUUUCCUCUUUAUGGAAUGUGUGAUCCAUACUUGAUUAAUUGUAUCAAUAUUUUCUUAUAUAUUAAAUUUGAAACAAUAUUAUUAUUGGAUGUAA
Molecule: messenger RNA, 1215 nt
Organism: Lathyrus oleraceus (garden pea)
Lineage: Eukaryota; Viridiplantae; Streptophyta; Magnoliopsida; Fabales; Fabaceae
Product: (+)-cis,trans-nepetalactol synthase NEPS2
Exons: 2
Coding region: 164-970 (268 amino acids)
Molecular function (GO): oxidoreductase activity
Source: RefSeq, a predicted model, not a curated record